Molecule: messenger RNA, 366 nt
Organism: Kuraishia capsulata CBS 1993
Lineage: Eukaryota; Fungi; Ascomycota; Pichiomycetes; Pichiales; Pichiaceae
Exons: 2
Coding region: 1-366 (121 amino acids)
Source: RefSeq, a predicted model, not a curated record
AUGUCAGAGGGAGAUUUGGAUGCAAAGGGUUUGAGUAGCUUGUACAAGCGAAAGGGAUAUUUCGACCAGCAGCGAAAAGUACUGUUAUCAGACUUCAAGCAGAGUUCAGAACACGAGACUUUACAGCAUAUGUUGCGACAGCUUGUAGAGGAGAAAGUUAAGGAGGAUCCUACAAUUUUGACUAAGAAUAAAGGUAAGAUGGCUGCGUUAUUGCAAGGAUCAAUUGCUACCAACUCGAGGAAUAAAGAGAUCUUGUCACUUGUUGAAAAGUAUAGCAAAACGCGAACUGUUGAUUCCAAGGAGUUGACUGCAAGCGUAAAUGAGACAAUGGAGCAACUAGAGAAGGGAGAAAAGGCUAAAAAGUGA